AUGCACAAGUCCAUUCUCCUUUUAAUGCCACGAGCUGCUGCAAAGACAUUCACCAAGGGCGCACACGCCUCACGCGGACCCUCACAGGCAUUCUAUGCCGUCCACAUUGGAAAGACCAAGGGCAUUUACUUCACAUGGCCAGAGUGCGAGAAGCAGGUCAAAGGAGUGAUUGGCGCAAAGUUCAAAAAGUUCCCCACCCUCCCAGAAGCAGAGGAGUUUGUCAAGAAUGGACCCAAAGUCUACACCAAACCGCCACCAAAGUCCGCCGCUUCUACCUCGAAAACAUCAAGCACCACCACUGCCACAACAACCACAGUAUCACCGUCAUCAUCGUCAGCAAUAGCCGGCAGCGCUUCGGGGGUAAAGUCGAGUUUCACUCGGAUCAAUGGAAUCACGGUGCCUUCAGGAUCAGAUACGCUUGUCAUUUACACUGAUGGAAGUGCUCGUGGAAAUGGCAAGGUUGGAUCCCAAGCUGGACUGGGCGUCUUUUUUGGAGUGAACGAUCCUCGUAACCUGAGUGAGAGACUUCAGGGUGAGCAGACCAACCAGAGGGCCGAGAUCAUGGCCGUUUACCGCGCUCUUCAAGUAUGUGGAAGCGACACAAUACCGGUGGAGAUCCGGUCAGACAGCCAGUACACCAUCAACAUUGUGACACAGUGGGGCGCGAACUGGAUGAAAAACGGCUGGAAGAGGAGCGAUGGCGGAAAUGUGUUGCAUCGGGAUAUCAUCGAGCCACUUCUGAUGAUGAUCAAGAACCGGCCAGGACCUAUCAAGUGGACUCAUGUCAGAGCACACAUUGGAACAUUUGGAAACGAGAUGGCGGACAAGCUUGCGAAUGCAGGGGCUAUCCUCCCCCUCCCAUAA
Linnemannia hyalina is the source of this 864-nucleotide messenger RNA. Lineage: Eukaryota; Fungi; Mortierellomycota; Mortierellomycetes; Mortierellales; Mortierellaceae. The record is from the annotation of a GenBank genome assembly.